This is a messenger RNA of Parastagonospora nodorum SN15, 1269 nucleotides long. RefSeq lists its product as hypothetical. The transcript has a single exon. NCBI's taxonomy places the organism in Eukaryota, Fungi, Ascomycota, Dothideomycetes, Pleosporales, Phaeosphaeriaceae. Bases 1 to 1269 code for a protein of 422 amino acids. The record is from RefSeq and is a predicted model, not a curated record.
AUGCAGGUUUCACGUCCCAAGAGCAUGCCAGAUUUCUCUGCACUACUAGACGCUUCAACACCUCUGUUUGAAGCUCGCGCACAAAACCGACGACAGACUUCACCAGUGCGAGGCCAAGGAUAUCCACGCAAGAAGGUCAGCAUUUCGCUGGCAGCAGGCCUGAUCAUGAACGAAAACCAGAAGAACGCGGGAGCACUCGACUCGCCUUACAAGCAGAGUCUCGACGGCACACAAGAAGAGGAACAGGAUGUUAGCGAAGACGCUUUAUUCCAUGCGUACGCGCUAAAGGUAAGGACCCCAGUACCACUGUCUGCCUAUGAAGCUGACAUGGGCGCACAGAGCGACUUUCCAAAUUCUCCUCCUUACAUCCUCACAUUUGCCUCAGCCGCCAUCUGCACGCAAUGGUGGGCCCUCGUUCGGCGCGAGUACUCCGAUGCGAUGCGUCCUAGCCCACAGCUUUUCGUGAUGAAAAGUGACGAGUUGGAGCACAUAAACGAUAACUUGAGGUUCUACGGAUUGAGAAACAAAUGGUUCCUCACCGGACAGGACAACUUGUCGAAUACGUCGCCUGUCAUCCCACUACAAAGCGCAGACGGCAGAGCACUAGCGCCCACACAACAACCGCACACAGAGAGACCUUCAUCUUCGUCAUCUGCAUCUGCAUCUGGCGUAGAAAGCCUGACGGAGAAGCUAGACAGGCUUGCAAGCGUGGUUGAGAAGAAUGUGGAGCAGAUCCACGCCCUCUCUGUUGCCCAGUCGGCUGGUCUGCAGCGUAUGCAAGAAAUCAACGAGACCAACACGGCCCAGAUCAUGGGUCUUGCUGAUCAGCAAGCCAAAUUGCAGGCACUCAUUGAUCAGAACGCGUCACACUAUAUUGCCCUCUCGAACAACUCCUUCGAGUCCCAAGAGCAGAUCAAGACUGUCAUGAAAACCACAGCGACCCAGAUACAGAGCUUGUCAAAGAACCAGGCGCAGUUGGCUAACACUUGCGAUGGCAUGAUGCGCGGUAUCGACAAUCUCGCAGCCAGCAUAUCGCAGAUGAACGUCGGGCCAGCUCCAUCUGAAACGUCAAGCGCAGUCUCUUCUCCCGUGCCAUCAGGCGUCAUGGGCAAUCGCAUAACACCGCCACCAAGAAAGCUCAACCGCAGAAUCAAGGGGGUCUGGUAUGAAUAUGACAUGUCAUCAACAACGCCGACCUCAUCACCAAAGAAGAGUGUGGGCUUCACGGAUACACUCUCUAAAAGCCCUGCGACUCCGAAAAAGGCGUGA